AUGUCGUCUCCGACUUCUGCCUCAGGCAAACGCAAGCGCAGCGCGUCCCAGACACUGUCCGUCCAAGUUCCAAAACCGGAUUUCCUGCAGCCCUCAUCGCGUGAUGCUUCGGGUGAAGACGGCGGUGAUGAGUCCACCGGUUCUGCAAUUCCGUCGCCCGGUAGACAACAGCAACUGCAAACAUCCGCAACCGGCGCGACCGGUGGUGCUGUGCCCACAGCCAAGCGGGCCCGCACGUCGUCCGUCUCCAAUGGCGCGACUGACGCGAAGCCGAACCAAGAUCCCGGCGAGCCGUCCGAGACGACCAGCCCGAGCAGCGACAUCGAGAAUGACGACGAGAGGGCAAUAGAUGCGAAGAGGAAGACGUUGGAGCCACCAGAGAGAGCGGGGUUGAUGGAUCCGGUUGGAUACUCAACAAACCCCCCGCCGGUUGGGCGGCCGAUCCGGGUGUAUGCGGACGGUGUUUUUGAUUUGUUUCACAUGGGUCACAUGCGACAACUUGAACAGGCUAAAAAAGCAUUCCCGGACGUGUAUCUCAUGGUCGGGGUUACAGGUGAUAGAGAGACACACGAUCGCAAGGGUUUGACGGUCUUGAGCGGUGCGGAACGGGCGGAAACCAUUCGUCACUGCAAAUGGGUGGACGAAGUGGUUCCCAACUGCCCAUGGGUCGUGACGCCGGAAUUCAUCGAUGAACAUCAGAUUGAUUAUGUGGCACAUGACGAUCUUCCGUACGGUGCGGCCGAGGGUGAUGACAUUUAUGCCCCGAUCAAGGCGCAAGGAAAGUUCUUGGUUACUCAAAGAACAGAGGGCGUUAGCACGACAGGUAUCAUUACUAGAAUCGUUCGUGACUACGAUCAGUACAUCUCCCGUCAAUUCAAGCGCGGUGCCUCGAGACAGGAAUUGAACGUGUCGUGGCUGAAGAAGAACGAACUGGAAGUCAAGCGCCAUGUGUCCGAAAUCCGCGAUAACAUCCGAUACAACUGGGCCUCGACAGGCCAGGAACUUGGCCGUGAAUUGCGUCAAUUCUGGCAGAGCCGGCCUGGCAGCCCGGCUCCCAGUGCGAGAAACAGCCUCGACUUGGGUUCGCGCGGUGUUACCAGCCCAACAGGCAAUGGCCCUAAAAGCCACUUGUCGCGAGUAGAAUCGAUUAGUCGUCCAGAGAGCCCAAUGGGGAAUGGACGUAACGAGGACUUCGCAACAGGCUAUAGCCUGGGACUGGUAGGGGGUGUUCGAGCGUGGAUGAUGCGCACUCGUCGCUCGUUGAUGGAGCAGCCCAGUCGGCCUCAGUCGCCAACAAGCGAGGAAGAGCACGAGACCGACCAAGAUGCUCGCCGCCGACAAUCAGAAACCCAUGCCAACACGCAUGCCAACACGGCACCAGUCCACUCAUAA
This is a messenger RNA of Aspergillus ruber CBS 135680, 1392 nucleotides long. Its product is annotated as choline-phosphate cytidylyltransferase. The coding region runs from base 1 to 1392 and encodes 463 amino acids. The record is from RefSeq and is a predicted model, not a curated record. Lineage: Eukaryota; Fungi; Ascomycota; Eurotiomycetes; Eurotiales; Aspergillaceae. Gene Ontology annotation, cellular component: nuclear envelope. The transcript is spliced from 4 exons. Gene Ontology annotation, biological process: CDP-choline pathway. Gene Ontology annotation, molecular function: phosphatidylcholine binding; choline-phosphate cytidylyltransferase activity.